Molecule: messenger RNA, 5041 nt
Organism: Drosophila obscura
Lineage: Eukaryota; Metazoa; Arthropoda; Insecta; Diptera; Drosophilidae
Product: mucin-5AC
Exons: 6
Coding region: 239-4216 (1325 amino acids)
Source: RefSeq, a predicted model, not a curated record
UCGAUGUUAAAAAGGGGUCCAGGUGGAGAAACAGCAGCAGGUGGGUCGAAAAUUCCACAGCUGUUUGGAUAUCUGUGCGGUCUCCUGCCUAAAAUUUAUUAAUUGUUGGGUGGACGCAAAAUGGAGUGUGUAUUUCAUGGUUGGAGUAAAGUAUUUUAGAACAGUUUGGCAUAUGUGUGUAAAACACAUUCGGAUUCCUUGUCAUUCGGAUUUUUCUGAAAAUUAAGACACAAGCAGCAUGGAAAAUGACCAGGAAGAGUUUGAACACAGACAUUUGCAGCACGCCCACCAUCCACGAGUUUCCAUGCCAUACGGAAAUGUCGGUCAGAAUCCAGACCAGGAGACCCAUGGCGGCCCUUCGUAUACUCUAUACUCCAUAUAUGAACAGCCGCGUGAUACUAUGGUCGGACAAGUCCUAUCUGAUAGUUACAUGCUAAUGGGCCCAUACAUGUCGACGCCCGAGUCGAUUAGUAGCCGUGCUACCACGUUCCAGUCUCACACACCGCCUUCCUUUACGGCCCUGGUGGCAUCACGUCGCGAAAUAGCUAGCACCAGCUAUAGGAACAGUUCUGGUCGCUGCGACAAAUGCAGUUCUCUCACAACUUUGUGCCGCUGUCAGGUGGUUUCACCUGCGGCCAGCACAAGUCGGUACGCAGACCAGGUGCAUUCCACUCAGACCCUGUCCCGAGAGUCACCGCAUCAGUUCUUUGAGCUCCCCUCAUCGUCGACAUCGACUGUGUCUAUGCCAACGACUACCGUAAACUCGAGUCCCGGGCUCAUUCCAAAUCCCAUACAACAAAAGACUGAAACACUAAGGGAGCAUUUGUCGUUGGAUCAGGACAAUGACAAUGCAAAUGCACAUGCACAUGGAGUGGUGGCCUCUGCCAACGGCACUUGGCCAGCUGCAGCCAUUGAAGACUACGCAAUGGAUGCCUCCGCAGUGGUUUACGAGAUGCCCUCCAGCUCGCUGCUGAGCAAUAGCCCCUUUGAGGCCAGCAGUAGCAAUAUUCCACCGAGCUCUGGCCUUGCCAGUGUCUACGAUGAUGUGACAUCCAGUGCUUCUGAUACAGAGCAUGUGCAGUUUGCCAACACCCGCACAACUAAUACGACUACAACCACGUCGGCCAUACAGGCUCAUAAAAAGAAGGCGAAUCAGGCAGCAAAUUGCUCCGCAAACGGGGAUGCUUCUUCCUCCUCUUUAGCCGCUGAAUUGGAUGCCACACCGAGCACAAGUGCGCAAGCUCGGCGACAGGCGACAAAUUUAUUCAAUAGCUUCCAACAGCCCCCAAACGUGUUGGAGCCUGAGAACGAUAGUAGCGGCGAUGGCUGGGAUCUUCGCAUGCGUAAUCCUCCUCCAUCGAAACCGUCUGAACCUGUUGUAAGGAGCAACAACACCAAAAAAAACCUGACUGACCGGCAUACAGAUCAUAACUACUACAAUAGUCGCAAAGAUGUGUCGAGGGCGCCUCCAGAUAGCACUUUUGUGUCCGCAGCUUCUUGCUCUACUGCUACACACACUACCUGCAGUAUGGAUUAUGGGUCUAGAGAUCUUUGCAGGGCUCAUCGACUGCGUCAGAGAUCAUCUGAGCCUGCUAUUGCUGUGUCUCCUCCUUCCACUACAUCGGAUCAAGAGCAAGAGGAGGUUCAGCAGCUGCAACAACCACAGAGACAAGAACAACCAGCCCACCGCAGCUCCUUUGGUUCCAAUGCGAACAGUGGUACUACUAGAAAUCGUGUGCGUUCCAUUGACGAGGUUGCGCCUCCACCCAGAAAACUCCCGCGCUUUGAGAUAGAAGGUGCAUCCUCUUCCAACUGCACCACAAAGCUCUCACCGACGAACUUUAAUUCCUUUUUGCCAGGAAGGACAAGGCAUCCCACCUAUGCCGAGCCCGCGAAUAGUUCCUUACAGCAGACUUCAGCACAGACGCAGCAGCCUUUGAACGGAUCUUGCGUAAUUACCUAUGUGGGUAGACCAAGAGAGAGGCAGUCGCCUGCCGAUACACAGAAUCAGCCUUCUACUUCGACGGGAAGGCGAAACAAUUUGAACCGCGGUGAUGUUGUGCUCACUGCUCCAGAUCUGCAACUUGACGAUUGGUCCUCAGACUCAAAUGAUGAUGAUGUGGUCUUUGUGCACUCGACACGAGAGCCAAUACUCUCGAUUGAUUUGACAUCUGAUGAUGACGCCGCCGUUAAUGAAACACAACAGCAGCGAGCACGGGAAUGGGCACGGGAACAGGAGCAUGUGUGGGAACAGCCAAAUUCAGCCAUUGGGCUUCCCGCGGUCAGUGGCUCUGAAGAAAGACGUCCAAUUUUUAACUAUGCCUACUCCAUUCCAUAUCCUCGAAGGGACCGCCGGACAGAGCCGAGCAAUGCUGGCACCUCAUUUGCCUUCUAUAGCGGAGGUCUGCCGGAUCGAACGGCCAUUACGGAUCACAACUACAGCUACGAUCAUAAUCAUACACAAACACCCGCUACGAUGAUGGAAGAGCCCGGUCCUGCAUCAAGUAACUAUUUUACGCGUCAAGGUCAAGGUCAAGGAUGCACGCCUCGGUGUCCUACCUUGGACUCGCAGCGGUACUUUCAGCCGAUCACUCCUCCAUCCAUGUGGCUCUUUGGAGCAGCGCCAGAGACCACCCCCACAGAGGGUUACAGUCGCAUGCCCAGAACCGCCCCCACUACGACUUCUGGCUCCGAACAAUCGGGUCAGCAGUCACGACGCAGACGGACAAGUCCAGCAAACGUCUACCACCGUUAUCAGCCGUAUUACGUGCCCCACUAUGCGAUUACUCCACUACCCACUGUUAUGGAAGCAGUGUAUUCGCCCACCCAUCCCCAUGGUCCGCCACAUGGUCCUCCAAAUCCGCAUCCACACUAUCAAGGCGGUCAAGGUGGGAGCAGUCGGAGCUCGUUAAGUGGCGCUAUGAGUGCUGCAGCUGUGGCGGCAACAGCGGCUGCGGCACAGGCUCAAUCCUUUAACGAGCUCUUGUCUCUGGCUAGUGCUCACAAUGAGGCAGAAACAAACGUAAAUAAUCGAUUAGACAGAGGCCAAUCACCUCACCCAGUCGUGCCCCGAGCCCAUCCCGUGGCCCAUACUAUUAAUGCCCCCACUGUCGGUCUGGUUAGCCAACCACCGCCUGUGGCAACGACUAAUGGUACUCUGGCAGCUGCCGGUGUCUCGCCUCCUCCACCGCUGGAAAUGUAUUCGGGUCGAUCCACCAUACCAUACUGCGGCUCCCCGCCCUUUAGUGUGCGACGUUCGGAGGCCGCGUACAGCAAUCGGCAGCACUAUCAGCCGCAGCCGCAUCAAGGUCACCAGGCUCCCCAAAAUCAAAUGCAUGCUCACAUUCAUCCCCCUCAUCGCGCAAGUGCCAUUGUAGCCACUUCGCUGACUCCGGCUCCGCCAUAUCCGGUACAUCAAAAUCUGUGGUAUCGCCAGCAGAGCAUGCAGGAAAUGCAUCGUCGCCACAUGACGCCCACACCCAUUGAUCUCUCGUCGAAUGCCCCCAUUUUGACCAGCAGUCUGCGGACACGCUACCUCCAUAGCAUUUGCAAUUGCGUGCAUGCUAGGAAUGGCCCCGUCUCUAGCUUGGAUCCGGCCUACUAUCCUCCCUAUGAUGGCAAUGCAAACGCUGCUGCUCCGUCCCAGCAGAUUCCUUCUAGUGGUGGCCAGGCUACGUCCGUAUCUGCUGCGCAGCCACAGCACUCUCAAUCGAACAUGCGACACAUCCAAGUGCAACACCAGCAGCCUCAGGCCCAACAGCAGUCUCCGCCGGUCCUGCAGCAUCUACAGCGUCAACGAGCAAUCCAUCAUCAUAUGUUCCAUCAUCAUUACUCGCCUUUGCAUUUGGAAAUUGGACUUGCAACACCACUGUCGCUCGGCUCACGGAUACUGAUUGGAGCACCACGCCCAAACCGUGGGGCAUCUUUGGAAACAAUUGAACGAAAUACCUUGCCCCACAAAUACCGGCGUGUGCGUCGGCCUAGCGAAUCAGACGAGGACGCGGAGAAGUGUGCCAUAUGCUUGUCUCUGUUCGAGAUUGAGAAUGAUGUGCGCCGCCUUCCUUGUAUGCAUCUUUUUCAUACCGAUUGUGUUGAUCAAUGGUUAGUCACCAAUAAACACUGCCCGAUUUGUCGUGUCGACAUUGAAACCCACAUGGCGAAUGACGCACUCAACUCCAGUGGGGUCACUGAUGCCGCCAAUGCCGCCGCCUUAUGACAUUGUGUGCAUGGAAUCUUCAUGUAAAACCUUUGGACUGAGUUCGCGAGGGCUAACUAACAUCGUUAUAUAAACUAAUUAGAUAACCUUUGAAACACACGCUUUAAAAUUUUUAAAUCCCCGCCCCACGAUACUUGAAGAAGGCGAAAGACUAAUCAAAUUUUCAGUGUUGCGUUUGAAUAUCAAAAAGCUAAGUUUGUUUGGCUCAACUCUCCCCCUUAUACAUAUAUAGUGUAUAAUUGUCUUAAGUGUUUUGGCGUAUAAUUUCCUAUAAAUAUGUACAAAUUGUCCACGUUCUGUGAAAAAAAUUCUUGUGAUAAGAAUUUCAUAAAUGCUUAAAUUGUUAUAGCAUAGAACCUCCCAUAAUGGGAAAUAAUUUUUAUUUUGCCCAUGCCCAUGCUGUUGUUAUAUUUUUAAUUCCCAUAAUUACAAUUGUUUUUAAAAGCACCAUUGCAAGCCGAUAAAACUCUAUAUUGUUAGCAGUAAAAUGUUUAUGAUAGAGCAUUUGAAUAUUUAAGAUAUGUAUCCCAAAAUGACAAACGAUUAUGAUUUAGUAAAAUAUUGUUUAACUUAACGAUUUCCAAAAUGGUCACUUAUUUUUUUACGUUUUUAAUUAAAUUAUAAAUUUCUCGUUAACUUGACCCGAUAUAAAACUGAUUCACUGCUCAAAAUCUUAUAUCGUGCCAUAUAAGUGAUUUUGAUUCCGUACAGUUUAAAAGAGCUUGAGUAAGAAACAUUUGCUAUGUUUCAGACCUUGUAUAAUUGACUUAUGAUACCACUUAAGAAAUUAUGCUAAAAGUGGUCAAAGCUUCAAUGUUUUCAAUU